AGAUACCUUCGCACCACGCGUCCCAGUCUCCAACCGUGAUCAGUGUGUAACAUGUACAUAGACUCUGUAUAGACCCGGGGAAUAAUAAAUCAAACAUGGUCUCUGUGAAAUGGAAAAUUCUUCUCUUUACGUCUCUACUUUCCUUAUCAAGCAGUACAAAUAUUAACCGACAUUUUAAUGGAGAUAUCUUUAUUGAUCAAGGGUGCGGAUACAACCUAUGUGAGAGGGUGGAGAACUCCUACGCUCUACGCGAGGGAGCAGAGUGUCAAUGUCAGUGUCCAGCUGAGCGGUCAACCUACAAGGAGGAUACUAGAGAAUGUGUCAAUGAUUUACAAAUGCUGAUAUUUCGAUUCCUGCAGAGGGUUCAGUUUCUUCUCCGGUUUGUGUUGUCUCCACCUUUAAUGUAAUGACGGAGACGGGAUGGACAGAUCUACAAAACAUCACGGAGCAAUUCCAGCAACCGUUCCAGCUUUUCAAGGAGGGGAAGAGAACCUUACUCCAGUGGAUGGGAGGAGAGAGCCUUCAUUCAACCCUUGAAGGACGGCUGGUUUUGAUCCAGCUUCUCUGUAAGGAUCUAGGAAGGAAGGAGAACUCUCUCUACUCUCCGUGUAUAUCAUUUCGUGUGGCGGGUUCUCCAGGAAAACUUAAGAAAACUGAGAUAGAGAAAACAGGAGAGAAAUUAACUGAGAGAGAGUAUCUUGCAAUAGGUAUUUGCUCCGGGUUCCUAAUCAUGCUCUACCUUUUCGCCAUGGUCGUGUUUCUUCUUAUCCGGAGAAGGCAUCAGAGAGAUAAAAGGUUGAGAGAAGAAUUCUUAAACCUUCCUCUGCCGCAAGGCCUUGGGCACAAAUCCUCGAAAAUAUUGGGUUUAGAGGAUUCCUUUAAUCCUUAUUUUGGGAGUUCUGGGAACAACAAGAUGAGACUUAGUUCCAGAUCCUCAACUCACUGUUCCAUACACUCUAGGCAGGACCAGGAACAUAUCUAUGAUAUAACCAAGAAAUCUGGAUCUGGCUCUGGUUCCGACUCCGACGCGUCAGUAGUUCUAGAGAUGAAUGAAAAACUGCUUGAAGCUCACAAGAAGGUUGUCCAGGGUAAACUCAACCGAGAGGUUGCAAGGAAUAUAUUUGACUCCGAGCAUGAUGUGAAUGUGGGGGAAGGAAGAGAAGAUGAGAAUAAAAUAGAACUGAGCAGUCCCAGAAUGAGCAAUGGGUCCGGCCUUCCCAAACCCGCCGGAAGCCAUAACCGCAGGUUUGCUCCGCAUCUUGAAGGUAUUCCAGAGGAGAGUCGUGCCAAUACUUUAACUGGUAAAUCUAAUGAUAGUCAUUCUGAUAGAGCAACAAAUGAUGGUAAUCCUGGCGAGGUUGGGACGGAGAUUAAUGAAACACAAGAGGAGGGUACUGCACAGUCUCAGAUGAAGAAGUUGAGUACAAGUGAUCCUCAGAGUUUGGAUUCAGGGAUUCUCACUAGAUCCUCUAGUAUCAGUGAUCUCAGCGAUACACAAACAGACGUCGUUACAUCAAACGAGUUUGAUACAGACAACGAAACUGUUGAUGUUGCCGACUCUGAUGAUACAGACACGGAUUCAGAUACAUAUAUUGAGACAAAUAGUCGACCCUCUCUUCCUACUCAUCCUCUCCACCAGUCAGAGUUCACCAGGUUUAAGAAUAAUCGGCAAAAAAAGGAUUUUGUCAGUGAAUUAUACAACACCGCGGUUGCAAAGGUUCCAAAGGUUAUUCCAAGCGACUCUGAAAGUCUUUACUCAUCCAACAGCACAAUGAGAAAAGAUUUUGAAUACGACAGUCUCGAUAUUAACUCCAACUGUAGACUAAGGGAUAUAUACACAAACCCUAACCUCUUAGGACGCAGUAGGGUUCAAGCUGAGCCGGAGAAAGAUGAUUAUGAAGUGGUGAAUGUAAAGAUGAAGGAGGGUAGAAGGAAGAAUGUUGCUGAGGUGUAUAUAAAUAACGAGUAUGAUGCGAGCACGCUGGAGAGUACUGGAGACCACGGAGAACAAGGUUAUGAAUAUUCAACAGGAGAGAAAAUGAUGAUCUCCAUCAGCGGAGAUAAUGAGUCAGUCUAUUCUAACAAGCUUCUCAUCUCGGUAAAUUCUAAUCAGGUUCCUUCCAGGUUUUCCUCCACUGCUCUCAACUUUGACCCGGACACCUUGGAACGAGGUGGGAUAAGAGCUUCUCCUAAACCUGGAUUCUACGGUAGUGCAGACUCCCUGGAAACCGGAAGUUCCAAAAGAAAUGAUAAUCAAGGAAUUACAAAGAGUAAGAGUUCAUUUUUUCUAUUCCCUGAGUCUCAGGCCGAAAGAACAGGACUAACAAGUCUCCCUCCUUAUUCUACUCCAGCUCAGAGGAAACCUAUCCUUCCUCCUAAAACCAGGACAACUCCUAAACUUCCUCCGAAACCUUCUCCUGGUGGAAAGGACCGAAGCAUCCAGAGACCUCUUCCUCCUCCCCCUCCUCCACUACCAAACUGAACACCACGAGCAGUUUCUCACACAACCUCGGAGAGAUAUAUCCAAACCUAUAGGAGUACCGACCUUAAUCAAGAUCUACUAGUCAACCAGCAUCAUCAUGUCAAAUAUUAAACCUAGCUAUUGAACCAUUUCUGGUUUCAGCAGGAAUACUGUGAUACUAUCUCUAUAUAUUCCCAAGAAGAAGAAUGAAUGAAUACUGAAUAAUUAUCAAGGGUGAAAACUUGUGGAAGGUUUCAUUUCGGUGUAGGAAAUAUGCCAAUAUGUUACGAAAUUUCUUAAAUUUUGAUAUUUAAAUCAAUUGUUUAAUAAUAAUUUGUAACCAAGU
Molecule: messenger RNA, 2807 nt
Organism: Eurytemora carolleeae
Lineage: Eukaryota; Metazoa; Arthropoda; Copepoda; Calanoida; Temoridae
Gene: sha
Biological process (GO): imaginal disc-derived wing hair organization
Cellular component (GO): cell cortex
Source: RefSeq, a predicted model, not a curated record